This is a messenger RNA of Solenopsis invicta (red fire ant), 1494 nucleotides long. It is a transcript of the gene snRNP-U1-C, whose product is annotated as U1 small nuclear ribonucleoprotein C. The record is from RefSeq and is a predicted model, not a curated record. Lineage: Eukaryota; Metazoa; Arthropoda; Insecta; Hymenoptera; Formicidae. The transcript has a single exon. The coding region runs from base 349 to 876 and encodes 175 amino acids. Gene Ontology annotation, cellular component: U1 snRNP; nucleus. Gene Ontology annotation, molecular function: pre-mRNA 5'-splice site binding; zinc ion binding. Gene Ontology annotation, biological process: mRNA 5'-splice site recognition; spliceosomal snRNP assembly; mRNA splicing, via spliceosome.
UGGAAUCGGUGGAAAGAAGUCCCUAUCAAUAGUUUCCUAAGUCUAUGAUCACGAACGUUCUAGAGUUCCGCCAUUUCGCAUCCCAUGUGAGCUCACCCUUAAUCAAAUUCAAUUGCUAUUUUGCACUCGGUGAGUGAAGUGACUGUGAGUGUAACAUCGAACGCACCCAACUCACCUAGCGAACUGUUGCCGUUGUUAUCGCUAGCCCCGCUAGCGUACCACAUAACCUAGACAUUUUUUUUAUUCGAUAGAAUUUUCUUUCUCUCAGUAGUCAUAACAUAAAUUGAGAGAAACUUGCAAAGUUACCUUGACUUUUCGAAUCAGUGGAAUUUGUUAAAAGCCACCUCGAUGCCGAAAUACUAUUGCGACUAUUGCGAUACUUAUUUGACACAUGACUCGCCGAGCGUGCGGAAGACUCAUUGCCAGGGUCGAAAGCACAAGGAUAACGUGAAGUAUUUCUACCAGAAAUGGAUGGAGGAGCAGGCCCAGCAUUUGAUCGACGCAACAACGGCCGCGUUCAAGGCUGGUAAAAUCGCCUCCAACCCCUUCGCGGCCAACAAAGGCGCGGCGAUACCACCGCCGCCGAAUCUUGGCUCUAACCUUGGUUCGAGAUCCGGAGUACCGCCUCAGGGACCCCCUGGAAUGAUGCCACCGCCGGGUAUGCAUCCAGCUGGUCCGAUGGGACCAGGAGGCCCAAUGAUGAUGGGUCCACAUGGACCCAUGCCACCACCUAUGAUGGGUAUGAGACCGCCCAUGAUGGGGCCGAUGGGGCCAAUGGGUCCUAUGAUGGGUCCUAUAGGCCCUAUGGGACACAUGAGACCACCGAUGAACGGACCACCACCACCAAUGGUUGGCCCACCACCGAUGAAAAAAUAACAAUCAGAUUUAAGGACUCUUAUCUCUUGUGUAUAAUAUUGGAUGAUUGAAACAAAACUAAACUUUGUGGAUGUGAUUACUAGAACAGUGUUAUAUAUUAAAUUAUAUACAUUGUAUGCUUAUGAAUUCAGUACAACUGUGGAAGUAACUAUGGAAUUAUGAUUAAGAACUUUCUAUAAUACUUUGAUUUGUGUCGAAUGCCAAAUUUCUUCAUUUCUAGAUAACUAUAUCCAUAUGGUAAUUUUUAUUAAAAUUCAGAUACAUUUUGUAUAAAGAAAACAAAUUUUUACUUAAUUGACAAACAUCUGUAUCUGGAAGAUAGGUACUGGAAAGUGUGAAGAAAUUAGGCAUAAAUGAUCCAGGAAUUUGUUCCCUAGUAAAUGUAACAAUUAUCAAUUUGAGAAUAAUACAUUUUACUUUAUGUCAGUAAUGUAGCAUUGGGUUAUAAUAAUAAUUAAAAUACAAAAUUUCUCAGGUAUCAAAUAAAAUAUGUGAUUUAAACUUCAAAUUGUUAAAUUUUCAAUUGUAUUGUUAAGAUAAAUUUGUAAAUACAAUAUUAUAAUAUUUAACAAAUCAAUUAAAACAUCACAAUAAUAAACUUGACAUACAUACUAUCUG